This is a messenger RNA of Oryctolagus cuniculus (rabbit), 2205 nucleotides long. RefSeq names its product scaffolding CK1 anchoring protein C (gene SACK1C). Gene Ontology annotation, molecular function: protein kinase binding. NCBI's taxonomy places the organism in Eukaryota, Metazoa, Chordata, Mammalia, Lagomorpha, Leporidae. Gene Ontology annotation, biological process: signal transduction. The record is from RefSeq and is marked provisional.
AUGGCGGGCCCCCUGCGGGGCCGUGUGGAGGAGCUGAAGCGGCCGUGGUGGCGGGAGAGCUCGCCCCUGGUGCUGCAGCACAGCGAGGCGGCCCGGCUGGCGGCCGAUGCCCUCCUGGAGCGCGGCGAGGCGGCCUACCUGCGGGUCAUCUCCGAGGAGCGGGAGCUGCCCUUCCUGAGCGCCCUGGACGUGGACUACAUGACCAGCCAUGUGCGCACAGGCCCUGAGCUCAGCGAGGCCCAGGGGCUGGAGGCCUCGGGGCCUGACCGUCUCAGCCUGCUCUCCGAGGCCACCUCGGGCACUUACUUCCCCAUGGCCUCUGAUGUGGACCCCCCGGACCUGGACUUGGGGUGGCCCGAGGUACCGCAAGCCACAGGUUUCAGCCCCACCCAAGCCGUGGUCCACUUCCAGAGGGACAAGGCCAAGAACAUCAAGGACUUGCUGCGUUUCCUCUUCAGCCAGGCGCGCACGGUGGUGGCCGUGGUGAUGGAUGUGUUCACUGACAUGGAGCUUCUGUGUGACCUCAUGGAGGCCUCGAGCCGGCGUGGCGUCCCUGUCUACCUGCUCCUGGCCCAGGAGCACCUGAAGCACUUCCUGGAGAUGUGCUACAAGAUGGAACUCAAUGGGGGGCACCUGCCGAACAUGCGUGUGCGGAGCAUGUGUGGGGACACGUACUGCAGCAAGGCAGGCCGUCGCUUCACGGGGCAGGCCCUGGAGAAGUUCAUCAUCGUUGACUGUGAGCAGGUGGUGGUGGGCAGCUACAGCUUCACCUGGCUCUGCAGCCAGGCCCACACCAGCAUGGUGCUGCAGCUGAGGGGCCGCAUCGUGGAGGACUUUGACCGGGAGUUCCGCUGUCUGUACGCCGAGUCACAGCCCGUGCAGGGCUUCUGCAGCAGUGAGGAUCCGCUGUCGCCUCCGGCACUGCAUCCCCCCGCCGUGGCCCUGGCCUUGAGGCCUGGCAUCCCCAGCCCCACCUGCUCCUCACCCUCCAGCACCAGCCUCAGCAGCAUCAAGCACUCACCUCUCAUGGGCCGCACCUCCUACCUGGCUCUACCAGGAGUCCGUGGCUGCAGUGACAACGGUAUGGGGUCUUUCUCGCCAGGCCCUGCCCGUCGUGAAGCCAGUGGCCAAUCCGCCCUGCAGCGCCAGCUCUCAGACCCUAACCACGGCUCUUCUGCUGGGCCCUUCAGGCCCAACCUGGGCAAGAUGGGGGCAUCCCUGUGGUCCCAGUCCUCCCCCGCCCUCAACCACAGUAGUGCCAGCCCUUUGACCCUGGCAGUGGGGGCACCUCUGCUCCCUCGUCCACGCCCCCGCCCCCUCUUCCACUUUCCCAGGGGUGCCCCGGCUCUGUCUCGGCUCCCAGAGAAUGGGAUUCUGGGAAGCCAGGAGCCCAGCCCUCCGCGAGGUCAGCGGGGCCCUGGUGUGGGCCUGGAGACAGUGGAGGAGAGAAAGGUGUCUCUGAGCCAGAGCCACAGCCAGCUGGACCUACUUGUCCCCUUCCCUAGGGCCCGAGAGGCAGGAGGCCCUGACUCUGGAGUUACCCCUAACUCGGGCUCCUUGCAGCCUGCAGAGCACGCCCCAGAGGACAGGAAGUUGUCCUCAAGCCAGAGCUUCAGUCACCUGGAUCUCCUGUCUCAGGCCCAGGGGGGUACCCUUGAGUCAGGUUCCCUUAGACUUGGUGAUCAGGCUCCAGAGGACAGGAAGUCAUCCCCAAAUCAGAACCAUGGCCACUUGGAGCUCCUGCUCCAGGACCCCAAGGCCCAGGACCCCCGAGUGCCCCCUGAAGCCAAUUCCUCAGCCAGGCCUGGGAAACAGGGUCCAGAUGAGCGAUGGCAGACCCUGGGUCACAGCCAGCUGGACCUCAUCACAAAGUUUGGUCCGUUCCGGAGCGAGGGACCCGGGCCCAAUUGCCUUCCAGGACCCAGUCCUACAGGUACAGCUGGAGUGGGCCCUGGGGAGGAGAAGCGGCUGACUCUGGGCCAUAGCAAACUGGACCUCAUCACCAAGUAUCAUCAGUUCCAGGGUGCCAUGCAGGGGCCUGAGCCUGGCCUCCCUGGGGGCCCUGCCAGAGGCCACUGCAACGGAAGUAGCAAUGACCUGCUCAGUGAUGAGAAACGAAUGACUCUGGGCCACAGCAAACUGGACCUCAUCACCAAGUACAACAAGUCCAAGUUCAAGCUGCUCCGAAGUCGCUUUGAAUCCUAG